AUGCGCGUCAGCGGCGCGGGCCAGAUGGAGGAGCUCAUCGCGUCCGCCACGGCCUUUUUGCAGGCUAUGCGAGAUGAUCAGCACGAGGGGUCACUUGCGUGGGUAGAGCGGCAACUUAAGGCCCUGUCCGAGGAGGCGACAAGGGGCAGGCCGGAGGCGGGGGCGCGCGAGGCGCUGAAGAAGCUGCACGAACGUCUUCGCUGCGGCAGCGGGGCAAAGGACGGGGGCGCAGGUGCCUCUGCUGGGGCGAGUGCGGGGGGACACGCGUACUGGUUGGGUCAGAGGCCUCUCCCCGGUUUGACGGAGGAGGAGGUGGACAGGGCCGUGCAGCAGCUGUCGGAGGAGGAGCGUCGGCAACUUGCAGAGGAAUUUGCUGCACUGCGCGAGGAAGGAUUUGAGCUGCUGCGUGAGGAUGAGGCGGACCCGGCGCACGCGGAAGAACUGGUCGCCGGGCAGAAUGCAGAAGGCCCUGACAGGGACGAUGAACAGCGCACCGACGGUGAUCACAGUGCAAUGGACCCUGAUAAAAGUGACGGUCGAAGCAUGUUCUUUGGGGGAACUCUGCUGGAGUUGACUUACGACGACGACGCCUGGCCGUUAAGCGCACGACGUGAGGCGUGUGCCAUGACGAUGAAUCACCACGGCAUGGGCCAAGCACCUCUACCCAGGUUUUGUACACCCAGCACGGACAGCAGGGAUGCUGUGUCUGCUGCGCCGAACUCUGUGGUUUCGCGUGCUCUCUCCUCGUGCGCCAAGCCUUCCUAUGAGAUGGAACAGGCAGGCUACAUUCGCGAUAGAGUGCGCAUGAUGUUGCUUGCGAAUCGUGUGGCAAAGGAUGUCGAGGGGGACAUCAUCGACGCCGCGUUGGGUGCAACGGAGGAGCUGCGUCGGGAGCGCGAGCGUCGCCUGCAGUCGCUGCUGGAGCGACAGGCGGAGUUGUUGCAGAAGGCGGUGGAGGUGAUGCAGUUGCUGCAGACGCUGCAUCGUCGGGCGAUUGGUGAGUACGUGCGAAAUCCGUACGUCAUGCAGACGUGGCAACGCAACGAGUCGGCCCAGGUGUGCCAAAAGUGCCAACGCCCCUUUAACCUGUUCGUUAUGCGGCACCACUGCCGUCGGUGCGGCCUCAUUUUCUGCCAGCGCUGCUCCUCGUACGCCGGAAUGCUCCCUGACAGGAGGGCAGAGCAGCACGUGGCCUCGGCGUGGCUGCGCCUGUGCCAGGACUGCUACGAGAUCUGCUGCGAAUAUCAAAAGUGCGUGAGUACCGCCUCUCCGCCCCCGCGGGGGCGCUGCGAGCGAGAGAGUCGUGCCCCAGAAACCCCCUCCUCCAUUUUGUUCUCGAAGUAUUCUGACGAGAACGGUGUCCUUGCGGACAAACUACCACCCUUCUAUGUAGUACUUCCUGAGGAGUGGUACACGGCGCGGGCGGCAACGGCGUCAGGCUGGCUGAACUCAAUCAGGAAUGUUCCGUAUCUGCUCUGUGAGAAUCUCCAUGACGGGAUUAGCUCCCUCACUCAGAUGGCGACGCCGGGGCUGGAGCGUCUACUGUCGGUCACGACCGACACCGUGAGGCGCAUUAAAGAAGAAAAGUAG
Messenger RNA from Trypanosoma conorhini, 1590 nucleotides. Its product is annotated as putative zinc finger protein. The record is from RefSeq and is a predicted model, not a curated record. Gene Ontology annotation, molecular function: metal ion binding. The coding region runs from base 1 to 1590 and encodes 529 amino acids. The transcript has a single exon. NCBI's taxonomy places the organism in Eukaryota, Euglenozoa, Kinetoplastea, Trypanosomatida, Trypanosomatidae.